This is a messenger RNA of Cylicostephanus goldi, 762 nucleotides long. NCBI's taxonomy places the organism in Eukaryota, Metazoa, Nematoda, Chromadorea, Rhabditida, Strongylidae. The record is from the annotation of a GenBank genome assembly.
AUUCACAUCGCUAACUUUUCCUAUCUUGCGAAGUCCAGCCAGCUACGAGCUGAACUCGAAGAUUUUUACGGAGGGCUCACUCUUACUUGUGCGCAGUUAGUAGACAACGAACCUCGCAGCCUAGGAUUCGUCUACAACAUCGACUAUCUCUGUAAUGAUAAUGUUUUCGAGAGAUAUAAACCAUUUAUGAACUACGAUCAAUAUGAGCGGCUAGAUAACAGCACAGAACUUCCAUUCAAAAUGAGUAGUGCAAAUCUUAAGAUGGAUGUGGCUUGGGACGAUUGGUCUUGUUGCUCGGCUUGCUGCUGUUCAGUAGCUUUGUGUGGCUUAUACGCUAAUGAAAAGAAAUGCCACGAAAUCGAUUCAUAUAGAACCAGAAGAGGUCUAUUGUCAGUAUUUUUGCUAGAUCCACAAAAGAAGGUCAAAAUUAGAAACAAAACCGUUUCUGCCGAACUUAACCAACUGCUUCGUAUUUCACCAUAUCGCGAAAAAGGCAUAGCCAUCUAUUCAUCAUUUAUGCUGCGUCAACCUCGUUUUAAGACUCACCUUUUCGAUGAAUAUCUAAAAGAUCCAGUGACAUACUUUCUUUCAAAGCGUGGACAUGAUUUUGACGAUUACGCUGGAGUGGGCAUGUUUUAUGAAGAGCAGGACUGUAGUGGAAUGGAACAGAAACUGAAUUGUUCAGUGUUGGCUGCUUGUCGAGGCGAAAUCGUUGAGGAGGUUAGAUUUGCGAGAUAUUCGUCGAACAUCUUUGGGACUUGA